GAUAUAGUUCCGGUAGCAUAUAUGGUCGCUACAGCGUCGCCUGAGGAACACACAUGGAAACUCUCCGAGUGCUUGAGCUUUACAGCGGCAUAGGUGGAAUGCAUUAUGCUUUAAAACAGACUGGCAUAUCGGCUCAGGUAGUGGCGGCCAUAGACAUAAACACAACUGCUAAUCAGAUCUACAAACACAAUUUUCCAGAUACACCACUCUGGAACAGAACCAUUGAGGGUAUACCACUUGAUGAGUUCAACGGAUUGUGCUUUGACGUGAUUUUGAUGAGUCCUCCGUGUCAGCCUUUUACCAGGUUGGGGCUCCACCGUGAUGUCACUGACCCCAGAACCAAGAGCUUCCUCUACAUUCUUGAUCUUCUGCCGAGGCUGAGCCAGCGUCCCCGCUUCAUCCUGCUAGAAAAUGUCAAAGGAUUUGAGAGAUCCUCUGCCAGGCAACGUUUAGUGGAAACGUUAAUAAAAUGCAGCUACACGUACCAGGAGGUCAUGGUCUCGCCCACAAGUGUUGGAAUCCCAAAUUCAAGACUGCGUUACUUCCUGAUGGCAAAGCUUUCAACUGAAAACAUUUCUUCCCUGGCAAACUCCAAGACGUCCUUCGAGUCCUCGGACACACAGCCUCCAAGUCCAAGUUCAAGUCCGGUUCACUCCCCGACGGAAGAAGAACACAGCAAAGGUCGUUUCCUGUAUAAACUGGAGACAACAGAUGAAGUUCUCAGGAAGAUGAAUCAGAAUAUCGAUUUGUCUGUCAGGCAAAUCCAAGAUUUCCUGGAACCAGAGGAGAACGUGGACAUUGAGCAGUACCUUGUUGCUCACAAAACAUUGUUGCGUUAUGCUCUGAUCUUGGAUAUUGUAACGCCCAUCUGCCGGAGGUCUGUCUGCUUUACCAAAGGGUAUGGGCGGUAUGUGGAAGGAACUGGCUCAGUACUUCAGAGCUGCAUGGAAACAGAGAUGGAGAGUGUGUUUAAGCAUCUGGACCAGUGCUCCAAAGAAGAAGAAAAACUCCAGCUGCUACUAAAAUUGAAGCUACGUUACUUUACUCCCAGAGAAGUAGCCAACCUAAUGGGCUUCCCGAAAAGUUUCUCCUUUCCUGCACACAUCCCGAUCAAGCAGCGUUACAAAGUCCUGGGAAACAGCCUCAAUGUUGUGGUGGUGGCUUCACUGCUCCAAGAGCUCAUCUCUUCCUAGCAAUUUUGUACUUGUGGAUAUUUUUAUUACACUCUAGUCAAAUAUUGCCUCAUGCUGCUGCCACACAUUCCCAAUUUCUAUUGAAUAUGGGUUAAUGUUCCGAAAAUGAAUAAUUAAUGACAGUACAUGUACAAUUGGAAUUUAUUUUUAUGAUAUUUUUUUAAUGUGUCUUUUCAGUUAUUGUUUUAUAUAAUACAGAGUCUAUCUCAAGGCAAAAUGUGCUAUCAGUCAUUUUUAGAAUUCCCCACAUAUACAAUAAUUGGAGCCUCUUGUCGCUUGGUAAUCAUGAUCACUCCAUUAUGUUGUAUAGGAGGUGCCACUGGUAAGGUUGGAAGAAGAAGAAUCUUGUUGAUGUCUACUAAAAGCAUCAGUUAGAAGGGAAUCUUGCUAAAGGACAUUUGUGUAUCAACUGUAUAUAUUUAAUGCUUUCUGUAUAACUUUGAAUCUGUGUGACAGAAAAUACUAAAUGAAAUAUAUUGUGGCAGUGGUGGUCCCAAAGGAGGGCUUUAUUUUUUACACCAGCCACCCACAGACUGAUGAAUAUCAAUACAGGAAACGUCUAUUUGACGCCAACACUUUCGCGCCUAAAACGUCGCCCACAAACCACGCCCCAAUCUAACAGCCGAACGGAUGAUAGACACCCCCUCUAGUGUCCACCGCAA
This is a messenger RNA of Dunckerocampus dactyliophorus (ringed pipefish), 1855 nucleotides long. It is a transcript of the gene trdmt1, whose product is annotated as tRNA aspartic acid methyltransferase 1. Gene Ontology annotation, molecular function: methyltransferase activity. The record is from RefSeq and is a predicted model, not a curated record. The transcript has 11 exons. NCBI's taxonomy places the organism in Eukaryota, Metazoa, Chordata, Actinopteri, Syngnathiformes, Syngnathidae. The coding region runs from base 54 to 1193 and encodes 379 amino acids.